Lathyrus oleraceus (garden pea) is the source of this 1018-nucleotide messenger RNA. Its product is annotated as 30S ribosomal protein S21, chloroplastic. Gene Ontology annotation, molecular function: structural constituent of ribosome. The record is from RefSeq and is a predicted model, not a curated record. NCBI's taxonomy places the organism in Eukaryota, Viridiplantae, Streptophyta, Magnoliopsida, Fabales, Fabaceae. Gene Ontology annotation, biological process: translation. Bases 88 to 453 code for a protein of 121 amino acids. Gene Ontology annotation, cellular component: ribosome. The transcript has 2 exons.
UCAGAGAAAAGACACCGACCCUACCGCAUAACAUUCUCUCCCAGUCCCACACAGAUCAAUCAUUCAGGGCAUACUACAAACCGUAAAAUGGCCGUUUUGUCUCUUCUCCCUACAACAACACGCCCACUCUCACUCUCCCUACCACCAUCUUCAUCUUCAACCAGACGCGAUAAUAACAGCAAUAUUUGCCAAGUUUCAUUUUCACCCAUCGCGUACCCUAAACUCUUCCGUUCAAAUUCAACCGCAUUACUUCCUCUCAAAUCGUCUAUCUACAACGUAGAAAUCCUAGUCGAAGAAGACGAGCCCGAAGAUAAACUCCUCAGUCGUUUCAGGAAAGAGGUUAUAAUUGCUGGAGUUUUUCAGGAGUGCAGACGCAGAAAAUUCUUCGAGAAUCCAAUUGAUAAGAUCAAAAGGAAACGCCGAGAAGCUGCUAAAAGAAAUCGUAGACGGUGAUGUGUGUUAAAGCAAACAACACCUUCAGUUUUAUGUUCGAUGGAGCUUUAACACAUCCAAGUUUCUACAACAGUUUGAGAAAUGCAUUUAUCCACGGGAACAAUCUCCCCCUCCAUUUUUGGGAUGGUGGAAUAUACAUGACAGGCCAAUUUUAUAGGUUUCGGUUUUAAAUAAUACUGCUCAUAAGAAAGCCACAAUUAGUAUAAAAUUUAUUAAAUAGUAAAUAUAAGAAGUUUUUGAAUUAUAUAACAACUUAGUAAUAAUAUUAUCAUUUAAGGACAUCUGAAAUUGUAGUUGUAAAGACAUUUGAUAUACUAAGGUGUGGUUCGCACUCAUAAUUCCCUACAUGUCAGCACUUAGCGUGUGAAUUUUUUGCAGCUAAGCUCUUUCGAACCAGUGUUCUCAAUAGAAGAUGACGGUCCAUGGCGAAAAGCCAAAAUCUAGCCAUACCAACCAACUUGUGAUGUCGCUAUAGCAGAUUAUGGCGAAAAAAUCAGCAAUAUAGGCUGAUAUUAACGAUUACAAAUAGCAAAAAAAUCGCCAUGUAUAUCCACCACUGCACCAC